AGUAGUCACUAGUCUGUUGUCACGAAACACAGCAGACAUAAUAUAGUGUAUGCAACCUGCUGGCGAUUCAACGCUUAUUGUUAUUGAAUCUAAUUGUUAGCCGAUUGAUUGACAUUUUUUCGUUACUUCUUCGUUUAAUAAAAUGGCUGCGCUAAGGCACAGUUUGCAGCGAGAAUUAUUUUCGCCUGCUGAAGAAAGAUUAGUUGGAUUGGCUCAUGUGACUAGUGUUGGCAAGAAAAAGAAGGCACUUCCUUGUUUUUUGUGCGUUGCAGUUACUGCAGAUCAAGGCAUCGGUGCCGUAAUAUACAAGGUAAAGAAAACUGAGAAAAACAAUGUUUACAAGAAGAAAAGUAGCUGGCCAUUGAAAGAGCUCAAAACUGUGGAUGGUAUUGAUGGAAACAAGGAAACAGCUGAAUUCAGCAUUCAUUUUGACAAAGUAUACCUAUGGUCUGCAUCCAAUGUUCAAGAAAGGCUUCUUUUGUUUUCAAUUUUAUGGAAACUUUGCUCGAAGUAUUUGCCGAAACAAAGUCCAAUGUUUGUUAAUAUCCCUCCAGGCAUCAUAGAAGAUUCAGUGAUACCAGAAACAUCCGUAGCAUUAGAUCAUGAAGUCAGUGGUCAAAUGGAUGGAGGCAUUGGUGAUGAGGAUUAUCAAGCCCUUACAGACAGAGAAGAGAAAGACCUGGAACGAUUAUUAUCUCAGUCCAAUAAUGCCUUGAGUAAUGCAGAAAAAUUUAUGGAGCAACUGGCUAAGGACUUGUCUUUACUUGAUGGAGCAAAUAUUCAAAGCUUGAUGGGCUCUGAAGCUCAAGUCAUACAAUUGUUGAACCUUCUCGAAGCAGCCGAAAAUGAAGCUGCAUCCAUUGAAACAGAGUUAGACAAGUAUGAAAACAUUCUACUCCAAGCCCGGGUUGCAAUGGCAACAGUAGGUGAAAAGAAUGUGUCCUUGGAAACUGCCAACCGUAACAAUCGUCUCCUACUUAUGGAACUCAAUAAUUUAGUCGCACAUUUAGAUAUUCCACAUUCCCAGCAAGUAACUUUGAACAAUCCAGACUUAAAUAGUCCUACAGGCCUUCAAAACGCCAUAAUAGCUGCUAAAUCUCUUCAACGUGCUAUGAAUGCUGAACUAAAACCAGGACUUGAGAAAAUGGUUGCGGUUCAAGAUCAGCGGCGACAGUUGGAGAAAUGGCGAGCAAAAUUUACACCCACAGUUACUCGCCAACUCAACAACCUCUUUAUUCACUUAAGCAAUGAUUCUGGAGAAACCAGUAGUCAAAGCUCUAGAAGUUCAAACUCUUCGCAAACAACAGUGUCACUGGCUAAACACGGGAAACUGCAUUCUCAACUGCAAAUGUAUGCUCCCUUAAUGCAUUGGCUUAAAGCAACAGACCAUGCCUGCUAUGAGAAACUACUCGAAGUAUACACUACAUCAAUAUGCAAACUGUAUGAAAGAGAUCUACGGCAGUUCUUUGAUGAAGCUCGAUCGAAAGUGAUAGGAUUGCGAGAAAAAAAACUUCGUGGAAGUGAUUCGGGUUCAGACAUGGGCACCAGACAUUCCUUGUCUAUUAAAAAUCCUUCAGGAACAAAUGUCACCGCGGCAAGCCCUAGUGGAACAAUACAAAUGCCGAGUCAAAAUUUGUUGGGGAAUGAAAGAGAGCUUUGGACGGUUGAAGUUGAUAUUCAUGAAAGGAAACGCCUAGAAGACUUGCUUGAAUGCGCACUAGCCGAACUUGAACCAGUAUGUCUAGUGGAACAAGAAUUUUGUGUCGCAUUUUUUGCACUGGAUCAAGGAGGUCAUGAAGUGGAUGAAUCAUCAACAAGUAACAAAACCCCGGAACGAGCCAUUAACGAAGAAGUGCGCAAAAUGAUGAGCGUCUUGUUUACGGUUCUUGAACCGGAGCUUGUGAGCUUUCUUGCUACUUAUGAGAAAGUAGAUAGCUUCUCACCUUUAUACGUCCUCGUGAGACUUAGUCAGCAUGUCCUAUCCGCAACUGAUACUGGUUCUUUCCUCAGUGUUACAUUUGGUUCAUCUUUGGUGCACGUGAAGCGAGCAUUCGAUCGGUUUUUUAUGACUCAGCUUCGCUCGAUUGAAGAUUCAAAACAGCCUAGGAAAUCUAAAUGUGGGAUUCUUCCUUUCAUUUCUAAUUUCGAGGAAUUUUCUGUGAUAAUUGAAAAUAUUUUCAAGAAUUCAGAACGGCGGGUUGAUGUUGACAAAUGGUACACACGUUUAGUCCGAGCCAUGUUUGAAGUAAUGCCAAGGAUUUCUAUAGAGAACUCUAGGACUCCAGCUGACAUGAUCAAAAUGGAAAAUUUUCAUCGAUUACACGCUUUGUUGUCUCAGCUAAAAAUCGCAGUCCUGGAAGCCGAGAAGAAAGAAGCAAAGCAAAAAUAUCAGGAAGCACUUCAAUCAUACGUUAUACAAUAUUUUGGAAGGCCUUUAGAGAAACUUAAUUUAUUUUUUGAUGGUGUUCAAGCCAAAGUUUCGCAAGGAGUUAAAGAGUCGGAAAUUGGCUAUCAAAUGGCAUUUAGUAAACAAGAACUGCGAAAAGUGAUUUCUAUUUAUCCCGGAAGAGAAGUUAAAAAAGGUCUCGAAUCUCUGUACAAAAAAGUGGAAAAACAUCUAUCCGAUGAAGAAAAUCUGUUACAGGUUGUGUGGCGGGCCAUGCAAGAAGAAUUUAUCCGUCAAUAUAAAUCCCUCGAAGACAUGAUUCAGCGUUGCUACCCCGGUGCGCUUAUAACGUUGGACUUCUCCAUGAGUGAUAUUCUUGAAUAUUUUUCAGACAUAGCACGCUCUCACUAAAGCUUGAUUUUCAGAAACAUAAUUAAAUUACAUGUUCAAAUAACUUUCCUAAACAGCGAUACAUUAUUGAGUGAACAAAAG
Daphnia pulicaria is the source of this 2878-nucleotide messenger RNA. RefSeq names its product exocyst complex component 1-like (gene Sec3). Gene Ontology annotation, biological process: exocytosis; Golgi to plasma membrane transport. The record is from RefSeq and is a predicted model, not a curated record. Gene Ontology annotation, cellular component: plasma membrane; exocyst. The coding region runs from base 143 to 2797 and encodes 884 amino acids. Lineage: Eukaryota; Metazoa; Arthropoda; Branchiopoda; Diplostraca; Daphniidae. Gene Ontology annotation, molecular function: phosphatidylinositol-4,5-bisphosphate binding. The transcript has 15 exons.